AUGGCCGGGAGCGUUCUCUGCCCCCGGGCCGCGCGCACAGGCGGCACGAGCAGCGGGACGAGCCGGGAUCCAGGACAUCCAGGGAGGCAGGCGGGGAGCCCGCAGUGCUCCCUCCCGGCGGGCAGGAGGCGCCGCAGCGGGCGGGACGGGCGGAAAGGCAGCGCGGGGAGGGCGGGAAGCGGCGGCGGGAUGCGGGGGCGGCAGCGCGUGCAGCACCAGGAGCACCGGGAGCACCGGGAGUACCGGGAGCACCGGGAGUACCGGGAGCACCGGGAGCACCGGGAGCACCGGGAGCACCGGGAGCACCGGGAGCGGGGCCGGGCGCUGUCCGCCGCCGCUGGGGCGCUGUGCCGGGCUCUGCCGCCCCGCGCCCGGCCCGCCCCCGACACCCUGCGCCGCGCCAGGUUCGACCGGCCGCAGGCGAGCCUGGAUUUCUGGAGGCUGCUCUAUGCACUUCUGAAACAAAUCCAUGGAGGCAAAUGGACAGAGUCUGAUGCCAUAGGUAACCUGCCUUUAUGGGACCGAAGAAAUAAGGGUCACAAUAACCAAAUCGGGUUUGUAAAGUCAGCGUUGUGGUACCAUGGCUAUGACAGGCCGGAGCUCUAUCAGCUCCCUGCCGACGGCUCAGCGGGCAGUCGGGAGCUCCUGCUGGCGUUUUCCUGGAUGCUGCACAGACUUGACCUCUUGGAGCAGCUUUUGGCUCGGAACAGAGUGAGGACCGGGGAUGAAACCUCUGUGUGCACGUGUGAAGAUGAUCUGCCUAACAUCCAGAAGGGUACACCUGAAACAACACCUGAAUGUGGGCUGGAAGACAGAGUGGAUGUUCGAUACCUUCAGUGGUUAAAUGGGAGGCUGAGGUUCCAAUGGCAGAGUCUGCAUGCUCAGCACCAAGAGCAGUGCAAGCUUUUGCACAAGAUCCAUUUAUUCACUAGUGGCUCCCGUGUGGACCAGGUCCUUGGACAUUUUUCUGUCACAGAAACAGAUCUUGUUAGACAACCGGAGAACUACAAGCAGCUUUUACAGCUUCUGGAGUCUGAAACCAUGCAACUAGAAGCCUUUCUGGAGUGGAAGCAACUGGAACCAGUUUAUUGGCAGUGGAUGGAAACUGUGUUGGAUAAUAUGGCUGAAGAGGGAAAUAUGUGCAAGUCCCAGGACACUCAUGUCGAGAAAAGAAGGCUGCCAAAGCUGACCUCCUGCUGCCCCUGGGCUGACAAUCUGACUGGGCAAAUUGACAGAUUAUCCAGAGAUCUAAUGACUCUCCAAGACCAACUGCAUAAGCUUGUAGCCCACCGAAAGGCUGCGUGGUGUGAGAAGGUGAAGGCAAGAGAGGAAGAACUACAGAAGGAGGGAUUCUCUGCCACUGCUAGAAAGAUACAGGAAAGAGUUGAACUAAAACUGCUAGAUCUUACACGCCUUUGUGCUCCAAAAAAAUAUAAAAUGCACGGUUUGUACAGGCUGGUGUUGAGGAGCGAACAUCCUGCCAGCAAAAUGGGCUUUGGCCAGUGUGUAUCCAAGGAGCCUGUUUCAGCUGUCAGUGCUACAGAGGUGAUCAGAGAACUGCGGAUGAGAGAGGCCAGCCUGCAGAGAGAGCUGGAGCAGCUGCGGGAGGAGUGCCGGCACAGGCUGGAUGCAAUUGCAGAAGGGUUGGAUGGAGUGAUUUGUAUCUCCCCUUGAGGAGAUAAAGCUGGUCUGAGAAGAGCAAAGGAAUAGGCUGACAUGAUGAGAACACGUUGUGCAGCCUGGCGUGGGGGAGCGCGAGGUGAGGAACCAAAUGUAAGUUCUGAUCUUUUAGCCUGGGAAUCAUAACUUGUUAUUGCUUUGUGACUUGCACUGGGGCCAUAACCUUUGUGGCUCUCUCUGCAGCCCCUUUAUUGCCAACCUUGCCAAUUAAAUUCUGCAUUAGGCCUUGGUGGGAGUGUGCAUAAAUCUCCCUUUUAUCUUUGGGAUUCUUCUGCCAAGCACUGUGCUCUUUUACAGUGCUCAGCUGCUAGGCACAGCAUACAUUGAGGCUGUGCACUGAAGUACUAAUUGCAUUCAAUAUUUUCCAGCAAAUAGAAGAGUUCAUUAGUCAGAAAAAUCCAAGUAUUGGAGAACAUGUAAAGUACCAAGGCUUAGAGGGAUUGGAAAUAUUCAAGAAAAUAUGCUGUUUCAAUUCAGCUGGUUUGAGUAUUUGUGGCAGCUAUAAUGCAGUCAUGAUAAAGAAAAACAAAUGCCUAAUAAUAAAUAAAGCAGUGCACCAAUUUCAUUUACUGGUGUGAUGCACUUGAAAUAAUUGGGUUCUCAAAGAGAACAAACUAGAAACCCAUUCCAUCAAGUUAUGAGUCACAAUGAGAUACAUAAGUUAUGGAUCUGCUAUAGGAAAUUUCUGUGGUAUAGAAAUAUGACCUUAACUUCCAAGCUUGAGGAGUCUCCAAGUUCUGUCUCUGGAGACUUCUUCUCUUGGAACAUGCAAAUGUUUUUCCCUUGACCUUCAUUCCCUACCGUUUUCUAUUUUGCUUUCACCAAGGAAUAUUGUUAUAUUCUGGUUGUACACUUUCAGGAAUAAAUAUAUUUUAAAAAACCCA
Molecule: messenger RNA, 2564 nt
Organism: Pipra filicauda (Wire-tailed manakin)
Lineage: Eukaryota; Metazoa; Chordata; Aves; Passeriformes; Pipridae
Gene: TEDC1
Product: tubulin epsilon and delta complex 1
Exons: 9
Coding region: 1-1674 (557 amino acids)
Source: RefSeq, a predicted model, not a curated record